CCCCACUGAAAUUGUAACUGGAAACUUGCUAAACCUCUGACCUCUCGCCGCUCUUUCGAUAAACCCUAAUCCCCUCUUGAGCGCAGCGCCCACGCGAGGGGGCGGCUCAGGUGAUCUUUUGCGUCGGCCUUUGCUCCUCUCGGUCGUUUGCCACCCAUGGAUUUGCAGCAGAACGAUUUCGAUCGGCUCCUCUUCUUCGAGCACGCCCGCAAGACCGCGGAGGCGGCCUAUGCCAGUAACCCCCUCGAUGCCGAUAAUCUCACGAGGUGGGGAGGAGCGCUUCUUGAGCUGUCCUCGUUUCAGAGCGGUGACGACUCCAUAAAGAUGGUAAAAGAUGCUAUAUCAAAACUGGAGGCAGCCUUAGAGGUGAAUCCGAGCAAGCAUGACACUCUGUGGUGCUUGGGAAACGCCCAUACUUCUCAUGCAUUCUUCACACAGGAUCGCGAGACAGCUAUGGGUUAUUUUGACAAGGCAACUCAAUGUUUCCAACAGGCUCUGGAGUUGUGACCUUAAGUACGACAUACUUGGCUGGGUAAUUCUUGCGGUUGGUAUCGUCGUAUGGGUUGGAUUGGCCAAAUCACAUGGUCCUCCCCCGCCUCCAAGGUAAAGAUGUCGGAUGUUUUUAUUCAUCUGCAAGGGGAAGAUUCUACCAUACUAAUUGAUCAUGAAGUGAACAUGAAGGCAGUGUUAAUGUGAUUGUUGGAGAAUACUAAUGGGUGCAGCUUUCUAGUUUGCUGCUCCCUUGUGGCAAAAAUCAUCUCAAGUCCAAUUCAUCAUUUGCUUUAGUAGGCGCAUUUGUCUUGUUUUUUUCAUAUUGAUGAAGAGAGGUUUCUAUUUGCAAUAUGCCGGAAGUUUGGCAUUUCUGAGUAAUCUCAAUACAGCAGACUGACAAUGCUGGUGAAACAGUAGUGGCCAUGAACUUGGCUUUUCGGGACAACUAUUGCUUACCCUAAGUUGAUAAAUGCUUCCAAAA
Messenger RNA from Musa acuminata subsp. malaccensis (wild Malaysian banana), 973 nucleotides. The record is from RefSeq and is a predicted model, not a curated record. Lineage: Eukaryota; Viridiplantae; Streptophyta; Magnoliopsida; Zingiberales; Musaceae.